UUGAAACAGAUUGUACAACUCUACGAGUCGCAAUGGCUGCUGCACCGCAAGGACAACAAGUUUUACUGUUCAGUUAAACAAGUUCUAUGUGAGGAACACCUUGGGCGGAUUCGUCUAAGCCACUCUUUUUAAUGUGAGACACUCGUAGGAUAACAGAAAGAUGUCCCAGGGAUGUAUAACUUCUGUGGAGGAGAUCCAGUCUUGGUGGGAAGUCCCCGCCAUAGCGCACUUCUGCUCUCUCUUCAGGACGGCGUUCAGUUUACCAGACUUUGAAAUCGAGGAACUUGAGCAAGCACUACUGAAACAAGACCAAGACUUCCUCUCAGACCUCCUUUGCUCCCUGCUGAAAGGAUGUUAUCAACGCAGCGACAUCACGAUUCAGUCCUUUAACAGUUAUCUGGAAGACAUCAUCAAUUACCGCUGGGAACUGGAAGAAGGGAAGCCUAAUCCACUGAAGGAGCGCCUAUUUGAGGAGCUACCACCCCGCACACAGGUGGAGCUUUUGCACAGACUCUGUGACUAUCGUCUUGAUGCUGCUGAUGUCUUCGACAGGCUCAAGGGCCUGGAUGCAGACAGUUUGCGUGUUGAGCCUCUGGGCCAGGAUGGGAACGGGGCCCUCUAUUGGUACUUUUACGGUACACGGCUCUACAAAGAGGAGCCAGUCGAAGGGAUGUCUCCACAAUACAGUGACAUUUAUGAAAAAGUAGAGAAGAAGAGAAGAGGGAGGCCACCAAAGAAGUCUGAGGAUAUUGAUGAAUCUAUGGAGGAGGAGGACGAGGAGGAUUCUGUGAAGGAAGAGGAUGAAAGUGUCGGGGAGUCUAAACCUGGAAUAGAGCGUGAGCGGGGUGUCUGGUCUCUGAUGUGUGACUCCGAGGAACAGUGGGUCAAUCUGGCCGAAAGUAUCAAGGACCGAAUUUCUUCUCAGGACCGUCACCUGUACCGCAUCAUCACUCAAAACUUCCUGCCUGAGAUUAGUAACAUGAUUGAACACAAGGAGAAAGAGAUGAAGCAGAAGCUACUGAAUCCUUCUGAGGAACACAACAGCUACACUGAACAACAUGGCAGUAAAGAGAAUUGGCAGACACAAGCCACAAUUGAGGUGGAGAAACAGAAGGAGGAGGACCUGGAAAGGCAAGUCCUUCUCGCUGAACAACGGAAAGAAGAAGAGAGACUGCUUCAGGAAGAACGGGACAGAGAAGAACAGGAGCGAGUCAAAGCUGUCGAGGAGCGUGCACGUAGGAGGAAGCAGCGAGAGGAGAAGGCCUGGUUGCUCUCCCAAGGGAAAGAACUUCCCCCCGAGCUGCUAAAUUUGGAGACCCACUCACCUAUUCGUCGAGCACGCCGCACCAAAGAGUUUUAUGACAUGGAUGACGAUUACACAGCUCUCUACAAAGUGUUGGAGGCCCUCAAAGCUCAAAAAGAUGCCUGGCCCUUCAUGGAGCCUGUUGAUGAGUCAUAUGCCCCCAACUAUCAUGAAAUCAUACAGACUCCAAUGGACCUGUCCACCAUUGAGAGAAAGCUGAAUGAUGGGGAGUACAUUGCUAAGGAUGAGUUUGUGGCCGAUGUAAAGCUUAUGUUUGAGAACUGUCUGGAAUACAACGGAGAAGAGAGUGAAUACACAAUAAUGGCUGAGUCCUUGGAACGCUGCUUUAACCGAGCCCUACUGAAGCAUUUCCCUUCUGAGGAUGGCGACACAGACGAGGAGUUUCACGUGAACAGUGAGGACCGUGACCGCAAGGAUAAGAAAAAGGGCAAAAGUCACAAACAGUCAGGUCCCGAGAGCUUGAUCAGAGCCACUGAGCAGGUUCAAAAACGCAAAAUGUCCUAUAGUGGCAAGGGAAACAAUCAGCAACAAGACAUACUCAAAUCCGCUUUACAACCCCCUCCCCCACACUACCGCAAUGGUUCCCCAUAUCCUCAUAACAUCUACCCAGGACAGCAACAGGCUGGCAUGUUACAUCCUGCUCAACAGUUUCAACGACCUGCAGGUCCUUCAGGACCAGGGAUGUAUGCUCAACGUAUGAUGAUUGAUCCCCAGUAUCCAUAUCCUGGACAGAGACCCCUCAUGUCCAGGCCACCGGGGGACCAUGGAACUCAGCAUAUACCUCACUACAACAUGCAGGGUUCCCACAUAAAUGGUCCGCAUCUUGGUCCCAGAUACCCAGUUGGACCUGAUGGCCGGCCAGUUCAAGCUCCACAUCAACAACAUUCCUAUCCUGGUCCCACUCAUGGUCCUUCUCUUGGCCCAAGGCCAAUGGCCCUUCAGCCUGGAGGCCUCUGUGCCCCUCCAUCUGAAGGCAACAUGUACCCUUCACGCCAAUAUCCAGAAGGGCAGUCCAUGCAGCCUGUGGGGAACCGGUACUCCAGCCCAGGUGUCCCAAUGCAUAGUUCCUAUCCUCCUUAUGGCCCCCAUGGCAUAAACAUGCCCAGAAUGUGGCCACCCAUGAACCAUCAAGGGCAGCCGACACCUGGUGGACCUAUGAUGCAAGAACAGAGUGCAACUAGCCAACAUCCAUACAAUCACAACAUGAUCCGUCCUCCACACAGUACUGGUUAUGCAAUGACAAAUGGUCAAUAUAGAAUGCCCUCUGUCAACUCCCAAGGUCCUAUUGGCCAAAGACCACCAGGGGCCCCUCAGGUCUCAAGGCCACAUUUGGCAUCCAUGCUUGAUAGUCCAGAGAUGAUUGCCCUCCAGCAGCUCUCGACCUCAUCAUCUCAUCAUGUUGGGAGCUUUCAGUCAUCCCCACAAAGUAGUGGUAAUACUUUAGUUUCUGCUACACUGUCUUCACCUGAAAACCAUCUCCUCAUGCCUUCUAGAGAUUGUGUUGUAGACAACCAGCACACUCCCAUAUCCCCUAAAGGUUCAAGUCCAGAAUCUGGUGAUAAACAGUCAACCGAGACUGCUCUGACUAAGGCUGACAACCGUUCUCUUCCCAAUCCAACAGAAACAUCUGAGCAUCCUUCACUAGGAACAGCUUCGGCAUCUGUGACCACUCCAAGUACGGAAGGUCCCAGUCAUAAUGAAGAUAGAUAUAGACUGUCAAAUCCAGAGAAAAUCCACAAUGGUGACCACCCAAAUUCUCAAACCCAACCAGGUUCCCUAAUGCAAAAAUUUGUAGAUGAUUCUUCGAUUCCCCAAAAUAGUCCUCAGCCAAUGACCCAUAAAACCCCUGAUGAAAUUCCCCAGAACCCCUCUCUACAAAUCCAUAAACAUGUUCCACCACAGUUUCUUCAGAAUGGUUCUCAACGUCAGUCUCAGAAUGUACCUCCACAUAUUCUACAGAAUCUUCCACAACAGAUGCCACAAAAUGCAUCUAAUCAGUACUUUCAGAACGGCUCACAGCAAAUACAACACAACGGAUCUGUCAGAGGUCCACAGGCAGGACCUCUUCAUGGAAUGCCACAGAUUCCUCCUCAGGGGGGUCAGCCAGGUGUUCACCAGCCUGCAACCCUCAGCUCUCUACCUCCUAGCCACCCUGUAUCCCAUCCACUUGCUCAGCCCUCUCCGGCUGAUCAGGGAGACCAAAGGCCUUGUGAGCCUACCAACAGGAAAGUAUCAGGAGAGAGUAAAGCUUCCCAAGACAGCAGCAAUGCUAACAUGAUGACUGAUUGUCCCAGUGGGCUUUACAAACAACAGCCCUUCAGUCCAAAGUCACAAACCCAGCUGGGAAGGCAGGAGCCAGCACCUCAAAAUCAGGCUCCUCCAGCACACUCUCAGGGUCCAGAGAGCAACACUGUGCUCCAAUAUGGUGUAAGUGAGCCAGCACACCAACACUUUGGCCCACAGAUGGGUAGACCAUUACACCCAUCAAAUCACCAGGCAUACCCAAACCAGGGACCUCCAUCACAGGGUAAUAACCCUCAUCAAAAUCCUGCACACUAUCCUGGAUAUCACCAGCAAGGUGUUCCAUACCAGUAUCGCAUGGCCACACAGCAUCCUCAGGGCCAUCCCAGCAUGCAUCCUCAGUUCCAGCAGCAUCAGCAGUUCUAUCAGCACCACCGACAUGGCAGACCUGGAUUUUCACAUGAGGAGUGGCCUAGACCUCCAUACCAGUCUCAACACCCAAUGAUCCCCAAUUCUUACCAAUCACCAUCCGUUGGAAGUUUUAAUGGACGACACAAGGACAGCAGCAUGUCUCCACAUGGCUCGGAUGGAUCUGGUGGGAGCUUAAUGUCACCCAGUCCUAUACCCGAUGGGUCUCAUAGCAGUGCUUUGGAGAAUAGGGAGGAUGGCAGCCCUGCCAAGCAGGCAAGAACUGAAGAGCCUUCUGAACGCUCAGAGAGCCCAAAAGAGAUCUUAGACCUGGACAGCCACAAUGCUUCAGCCCGGCAUCGUACUUCAGCUCAGCUGCACCCCAGUUUCCCAUAUGGGACUCGUGGCAUGCAUCCCAGCAUGCAGCAAAGUGGUGCUCAUCCACCCCAUAUGAUGGCAAGUGGGCCGUAUUCUGGCCAGCAUUUUCCCAGUGCACAUUUUGCACCACAGCAUCCUCAUCCACAUUUGAUGGAAGCUUUACAGAGGCCCCAGCACCUGCCUUUCUCUCCAGGUCAAACUCGAAUGGUUAUGUACAGGCAUCCAAAUGUUGCAGGGCAGUUCCAGGGAAUGAUGGUUUCUCAAAGAGCAGUGGUUGCAGAACACUUACUUCGCACUGGGCACCAAAUGUUGGGUACACCAUCUCCCAAUGGCCCAGGCAAUAAACAAGGUGUAUGAAAAAAAAAAA
Messenger RNA from Rhinichthys klamathensis goyatoka, 4718 nucleotides. RefSeq names its product chromatin remodeling regulator CECR2. Gene Ontology annotation, cellular component: CERF complex. The coding region runs from base 161 to 4708 and encodes 1515 amino acids. The record is from RefSeq and is a predicted model, not a curated record. Gene Ontology annotation, molecular function: protein binding. Lineage: Eukaryota; Metazoa; Chordata; Actinopteri; Cypriniformes; Leuciscidae. The transcript is spliced from 18 exons. Gene Ontology annotation, biological process: chromatin remodeling.